CGGCGCCGCGGCCGCUUCUCGUCGCCGAGCUGCUGCCGCCGCCGGGCGGACGGGCGGACGCGCGGAGCUGGGGGGCGGCGCGGCGAGGCCGGCGGGACGCGGCGGGGCUGACCGGCCCCGAUGAGGCGGAAGGAGAAGCGGCUUCUGCAGGCGGUGGCGCUGGUGCUGGCGGCCCUGGUCCUUCUGCCCAACGUGGGGCUCUGGGCGCUGUACCGCGAACGGCAGCCCGACGGCACCCCCGGGGGAGCCGGGGCGGCGGUGCCCCCUGCGGCCGGACCGGGAUCACACAAUCAGCCAAAGAAGAUAUUUUUCUUGGGAGAUGGGCAAAAGCUGAAGGACUGGCACGACAAAGAAGCCAUCAGGAGGGAUGCUCAGCGCGUAGGAAAUGGAGAGCAGGGGCGACCUUACCCCAUGACCGACGCAGACAGAGUGGAUCAGGCGUACCGAGAAAAUGGGUUUAACAUCUACGUCAGUGAUAAAAUCUCCCUGAACCGCUCUCUCCCUGAUAUCCGACACCCAAACUGCAACAGCAAACGCUACCUGGAGACGCUCCCCAACACCAGCAUCAUCAUCCCCUUCCACAACGAGGGCUGGUCCUCCCUGCUCCGCACCGUCCACAGCGUGCUGAACCGCUCGCCCCCGGAGCUGAUCGCCGAGAUCGUGCUGGUUGAUGACUUCAGUGAUCGAGAGCACCUGAAGAAGCCACUUGAAGACUACAUGGCCCAUUACCCCAGCGUGAGGAUUCUCCGAACCAAGAAACGGGAAGGGCUGAUAAGGACCCGGAUGCUGGGCGCCUCAGCAGCAACCGGGGAUGUCAUCACAUUCUUGGACUCACACUGUGAAGCCAAUGUCAACUGGCUCCCCCCCUUGCUCGACCGCAUUGCUCGGAACCGAAAGACCAUCGUGUGCCCGAUGAUUGAUGUGAUUGACCACGACGACUUUCGGUACGAGACCCAGGCCGGGGAUGCCAUGCGGGGCGCCUUUGACUGGGAGAUGUACUAUAAAAGGAUCCCAAUCCCUCCAGAGCUGCAGAAAGCUGACCCCAGCGACCCGUUUGAGUCUCCCGUGAUGGCUGGUGGACUGUUUGCUGUGGAUCGGAAGUGGUUCUGGGAGCUGGGCGGGUACGACCCAGGCCUGGAGAUCUGGGGAGGGGAGCAGUAUGAAAUCUCAUUCAAGGUGUGGAUGUGUGGGGGCCGCAUGGAGGACAUCCCCUGCUCCAGGGUGGGCCAUAUCUACAGGAAGUAUGUACCCUACAAGGUCCCUGCUGGAGUCAGCCUGGCCCGGAACCUGAAGCGAGUGGCGGAAGUGUGGAUGGACGAGUACGCCGAGCACAUCUACCAGCGCCGGCCAGAGUACCGCCACCUCUCCGCUGGGGACGUCGCUGCCCAGAAAAAGCUCCGCAGCUCCCUGAACUGCAAGAGUUUCAAGUGGUUUAUGACCAAGAUCGCCUGGGACCUGCCCAAAUUCUACCCGCCUGUGGAGCCCCCAGCGGCAGCUUGGGGGGAGAUUCGCAAUGUGGGUACAGGACUGUGUGCAGACACAAAGCACGGGGCCCUGGGCUCCCCACUGAGGCUGGAGAACUGCGUCCGGGGCCGCGGCGAGGCUGCCUGGAACAACAUGCAGGUGUUCUCCUUUACUUGGAGAGAGGACAUCCGGCCUGGAGACCCCCAGCACACCAAGAAGCUCUGCCUCGAUGCCACCUCCCACACCAGCCCAGUCACCCUCUAUGACUGCCACAGCAUGAAGGGCAACCAGCUGUGGAAGUACCGCAAAGACAAGACCCUGUACCAUCCCAUCAGUGGCAGCUGCAUGGACUGCAGUGACAGUGACCACAGGAUCUUCAUGAACACCUGCAGCCCCUCCUCACCCACCCAGCAGUGGCUGUUUGAACACACCAACUCCACAGUGUUGGAAAAAUUCAACAGGAACUGAGCGCACACAUCCCCUCGGCAGGCCUGGGGGCCCUCCCUGGCACUCACUGCAGCUGUCCUCUCUCGAGGGAGGCAGGGCUUCCGUGGGUACCAUGAUGUAAAGGUGCUGGCCAACUGGUUUGGGAUAGGGGGCUCUUGCAGCUGGUGCAGAGUGUCUACCUGGUCCUUGAUGCCCUGACAUGUGGAGGUAGUGUGGAGAGCAGACCCCACAAGAGGCCCCACGAGAACGCAGAGCCCACUUUAACCCCUGAUGGCAUCUUGGAAAUCUGGGAGGGCCUUUGCAACUUUGUCACCGUGUUCCCUUGAGCAUUAUGUCGGAGAGAUGCCAGGGCCACCCUAGGCCACCCAAAGCUGAGUCCUGCAAGGUCACCAAGCCUUCCGAUGGCUCGUGCAUAAUGGUCCUUUAGAAAGGGAGGCAAAUUUUGCCUGUUAGGGGCAGCUUUUAGCACCAUUGCCACCUGUUUGCAGAAGAGAAGGAGGAAAGUCUUUCCCAGGCCGCUGGUUUCAGCCUUUUAGUGCUUGCCUGUCAUGGGGGUAACCGCAGUUACCAUCCAGUUUCUGUUCCCUGUCACAGCCCCAGGUGAUGCAGCCAAAGGCCAUGCCUGGGGCCCUCGAGUGUUCAGUACUGAACCCUGGCCAGCUGCCAGGCCUGGGGUCAGAAGCUGGACCUGCAGACAUUCCUCCGCAGCCGUGGACACACAGGGUGUCUCCCCUUGCUCUCUGGGUACUUGAAAUGCCCAUUUUAGGGCUCUCCAGGCACAAGGUCUGCCCAGCCACCAGCUUUUCAGGACUGUGUUUCAGAUGGCCUUGGGCCCGUGGAAAAGGCCUAGUAGAGGAUCUCCAAACAAGAAAUUCUAGCCGAGCUGAAUUUCCCAGUCAGUGCUUCCAUUCUCUCUCCCUCUCCCUCUCCCUCUCCCUCUUACCUGCCUCAGGAGAGGAACAGGUGUGACGUGCUCACCUCACACAGUCUGGAGGCCUCCUGGGUGGACCAUGGCCGUGAUAACUAGCCUCUGACCUCAUCAUGGUCCCAGUUCUCAUACAGAACUGCAGUAUCUUUAAAGAACUCUGUAAUCGGAUCACAAACUAGAAUGCUGCAUAGGAUUCUGGUAUUCUGGCAUCCAAUAUGGAUUUCUAGAAUGUUGUGCUUAAAGGUGCCAGCCACAUGUAAUACAAUCAAGGCAGCCCCCAUCCCGGAGACAGUCUCUGAAAUCUCAGGCUGGUGGUGUUGGGGGAGGAGGGGGCUGUGUCCAUCGGCUCCUGCCAGAAGCCUUGGCAGGACAUGGUCCUCAGUGCAGACCCGAAGCCCUGCAACCUCCCACCACCAUCACAGCUGCAGAGGUAAAAAGAACCCAAUAUCCCAGGAACAGGUGCAUACCCAGCUCUGUGCCAGUCCUGCCUGUUUACCUUUUGCUUUGUUAAUUACAUGUCAGAGUCCCAGAGGGCACCCAAACUAAUAGGAAGCACUUCUGUAACUAGCCUGCCACCCACUGAUUCAGAAAUGGAAAUUGCAUUCUACAACCUAUGGCUUCCACCAGCUAGCCAAGGAAAUCCUUGAAAUCAGGAUGCCAGUUAGAGUUGGGUCUCUCGAUUGUGUCAUUUACCAAUUACAUAACAGACAUAAAUCUGGGAACAGAGCCACGAAUCUGCCUAUGAGAUGCUGGCUGAUCUCAAGGCCAUCAGUGAUCUGGGGGUGAGAAACACUCCCCACCACAACCCCUCCAAUUUAGCGUGCAGCUGGCAAAGCAUCACUCCUACAAGCCCUGCUCUGGCCACCUGUCCGCAGGGAGGCAGCCCUGUGCUUUGCUUUGAGCCCUACUAUCUUUUCCAAAUGAGCGUUACGUCUUUAGAAGUGGCCCUCGACAGGAAGGACUCAAAAGCCAAGGCCCCUUCCAGAAUCUAAGAUAGCAAGAGCGUUGCAAUUUGGAGAGUCGAGUUAGGAUUCAUCAUCAGAGAGCAAUGCAGCAUCAUUAAAAUAAAAACUGUGCCUUUUUAAAAAGAAAAAAAAUGCAAAUGUACAGCAAAUCCCUAAACUUGAACCAUUUCCUAGUGCCUUUGCUGGACAAACAGAAAGGGGCGGGGUUGGGGGGAGGGGAACAUUUUUGGUGGUGUGUGCAGUUCCUACUGGAUGAGUGUGUGUUUAUUAAUGUCGAAUUUCAAGCAGGAGACGUUGAGCCUUAAGCAGGUUCUGAGGCGGAGAUGCCCCCCCAGGGCAGAGGUCAGAAUUUGUUCUAGUCAGUGUGACACUCAAGAUUCAAAGGGCAGCUGGACUAGAAGGGCCUCAGCAGCCCCUGGGAGAGGGCCCUGGCUGGAAGCCGUGCCUGCAGUCCCCCAGCCCAGCCCCCAGACACAGUGCAGAGCACUGGCUGGAUCUCCAAAUGGUCCCACUCCAAGUGGGCGGCAGUGUUCUCGGCACGACCAGGACUCACGUGGAAAGCAGGAGCAGCAGCAAGCGGUCCUCAGCCUUCCCCUCUCCUAUCCUUUGGGUCUCGUUUUGAGUCUGGUUUCACACCUUCAACAAGGGAUGAGCAGGUCCUCUGAGCACUCUGGCAUUUGUCAUUGCUAAGCCCACAUCUGUCGGUGCUGGCAGUUGACAAAGUAUGUAAGAGGGGAUGGAAGGAGACAUGUUCAUUGCUUAGCUGACUAACUGGCUGAUUGCAAAUACUGGCCACUCAUGGUUCUGGCCUCAUUUUUGAAAUCCAGUCUCAAGGAUUCAGGUUCCUGCUCACACCCCCAGCUGAUGCUCAAGUAACACAGCCACAAGGCUGUCAGCCAGAUGAGGGGUGAGACUGUGAGCCCCUUUUCCUCUAAAGCCUUCAUUCUGAGCAUGAGGUCACAAAAAAUAAUAAUAAUAAUGAAAGUGGCUACAAAGUAUGACCGUGUGGCCCACCAGGGGUCUGUCCAAAGGGGGACUCCAGAAACGUUUCAGAAUGGAAAGAGCACUUAACCACCUUUGGGGGUGACUAAAAGUGCAGGCACGUGUGUGAAAAGCUAUCCCACCUUAUGCCUCCAAUUGGAGCUCUCAACUCAUAACACAGUCCAAGAACUAUCGAUUCUCCCUGUUAGGAAGACAUAGCUCAGAGGCAGACGGGGAUACAUCUGGUGAAGAGAUCUGACGAGAGAUGUGACGUUUCUCCAGGGGAGAAAGCAGUUGUUAUUGAAGAUGGAUUCCGAAAGUCCACAUUAUAUUCACGUUUCAAACCUCCUACCUGUUAGGUUUGUUGUUGUUUUCUCUCUCUCCUUAACAAAUAAGUGAUGCCCUUGAAAAUGUCUCCAUAUUUGUUUCUGUGCAUCUCCAUUUCCUAGGCUCUGGAGUCUCAAAAGUGGCAAAGCACUUUACAGUAGUAACUGAGAAAUCUGGAGUUCUCGCUUCAAUGGUCCCUUGUUUGUACAGAUUGGGUGAUCUUUUAUAAUUCCUAGGAGGCAAUGAAUUUUUUAUAUUUCCUGAAGGUUUCUAAGCGUGGGAGAGGGGCACAGAAUGCAGUUCUGUUCUGGAAUUCUUUUCUGCUUUCAACUGAUCUUCUUUGUGAAAAUCCCAGUCACAUUUUAGUUUAAACUUGAGCCAAGGCCCAUUGCCACCUCUGGGAUGGGUAUUGGACCUACAUUCCAAGUGACAAGGUCCUCUUAACAUCCACUCCCAAAAUGGCUUUGAUUCAGCCAUGCCAGGUAACAGAGUUGAGCUCCUGUUCUAUUUAGGUUUGAAUACCUGGGGUCCCAAGGAGAUUACAGGGACCCCUUGAGAAGUCAGACUGGGAUUCCAUAGAGAAAGCUCAAGACCGCCAAACUCUCUUCUCCUGCCUGGAAAAGUGAGCCUUUGUGAAGAAGUGACUUAUAUGUACAAUUGUGAUUGUGAUUGUGGUUGAGUAAACCUCCAGACUUUCUCUAC
Molecule: messenger RNA, 5814 nt
Organism: Hipposideros armiger (great roundleaf bat)
Lineage: Eukaryota; Metazoa; Chordata; Mammalia; Chiroptera; Hipposideridae
Gene: GALNT10
Product: polypeptide N-acetylgalactosaminyltransferase 10
Exons: 12
Coding region: 121-1932 (603 amino acids)
Biological process (GO): protein O-linked glycosylation
Cellular component (GO): Golgi apparatus
Molecular function (GO): polypeptide N-acetylgalactosaminyltransferase activity
Source: RefSeq, a predicted model, not a curated record